Messenger RNA from Medioppia subpectinata, 694 nucleotides. The record is from the annotation of a GenBank genome assembly. NCBI's taxonomy places the organism in Eukaryota, Metazoa, Arthropoda, Arachnida, Sarcoptiformes, Oppiidae.
AUUGGACAAACACGUGCACCGAUUAGUGAAAAUGUGUAAAAGUUUGACAUCAUUUGCGAGAAUAGAGGAAACCGAUAGAAUUUUGCUCAUAAAACAUGGAUUUUUAGAUUUAAAAUUAAUACGAUCCCUAAAAUACUAUGAUUAUAAACAAGGAGGUUGGGCUAUGAAUAUGGAAGAUGGAAACACCAAGGUUGUGAGCAUUGAGUCGACUAAACUGUUGCCAAACAACGCUUACAUAUUUUACAGGCAAUUCUUUAAUGAUAUUUCUCAGGAAUGGGAAUCCGACCCAAUUAUUCUUGAUCUUUUAACGGCUAUAAUUUUAUUUAAUCCGGAUCGGCCAAAACUUGUAAAUUCAACCAUGAUUAAAUUUCAACAACACAAAUACAUGUAUUUGCUUCAACGCUAUUUACUAAUGAGAUACAAGUAUCAUGAUAUGAUGCGGUCAAAAUUUACCAAGUUAAUACAAUAUGCAACUGAUGUGGCAAUAUUAACUCAGAUUAACCAACACAUAUUCAAAAAUGUUGGCCCACAACACGACCCGGGCAACCAUGUCCACUUCAUUAUUACGCACGUCGGGGGCCACAAAGGCCACCAGCCUUUUGGACAGCCUGUUAUUGGCGUCAACCCGAUUCUGUUGACCCGAAUCGGCGGUCAGGUGUGGCCACGCAAUGGCAAUGGCGUACUCAAUAAGUGA